UGAUCGGUCUCUUUCGCUUCCUCGUUGCGUUGCUGAACGGUUGUAAGCCACGUGCAGUUUGCAAAUAAAAUGGAUAAACCUGUGGUCCUUGCCAGAGUAAUCAAAGUCCUGGGACGUACUGGCUCCCAAGGCCAGUGUACACAAGUUAAAGUGGAGUUCCUGGGUGAGCAGAAUCGCCAGAUCAUCAGAAACGUCAAGGGGCCUGUUCGUGAGGGUGACCUCCUAACCUUGUUGGAGUCUGAACGUGAGGCCAGGAGAUUACGAUGAGGUGUUCUUCUCAUUCAAUAUAUACGUAAGAAGAAAAUUGGAAGCCAGCUGCAUUCCUGGAAUUAUUUGAGACAUCAACUAGCAAUUUGCUGCGCUGAACAACAUCGAGGGGAGCAUCACAUUAGACGUGGAGAAGACAUCAAUUUUGUCAUGUCUGGUCUGGAUAUGAUUCUUCAUCAAUGCCAAUGUUGAACACCAAGUUUAUGCUAAUAAAUUACAGCUGGUAACCACACAA
This is a messenger RNA of Diachasmimorpha longicaudata, 502 nucleotides long. It is a transcript of the gene RpS28b, whose product is annotated as small ribosomal subunit protein eS28. Gene Ontology annotation, molecular function: structural constituent of ribosome. The transcript has a single exon. Gene Ontology annotation, biological process: maturation of SSU-rRNA; translation; ribosomal small subunit assembly. The record is from RefSeq and is a predicted model, not a curated record. Gene Ontology annotation, cellular component: ribosome; cytosolic small ribosomal subunit. NCBI's taxonomy places the organism in Eukaryota, Metazoa, Arthropoda, Insecta, Hymenoptera, Braconidae. The coding region runs from base 70 to 267 and encodes 65 amino acids.